Parastagonospora nodorum SN15 is the source of this 1863-nucleotide messenger RNA. RefSeq lists its product as hypothetical. The coding region runs from base 1 to 1863 and encodes 620 amino acids. Gene Ontology annotation, biological process: carbohydrate metabolic process. NCBI's taxonomy places the organism in Eukaryota, Fungi, Ascomycota, Dothideomycetes, Pleosporales, Phaeosphaeriaceae. The transcript has 3 exons. The record is from RefSeq and is a predicted model, not a curated record.
AUGCUGUCUAUAACUCUCCUUACUGGAUGCCUUUUGGCAGUCUCCCCAGCGAUUGCUCAAACAAUCCCUUCCCUCGCUGUACCAGAAGUCGGAACCUCCGCGUACGAAUUCGAUCUAAGCCAGGUCUCACUGAGCAAUAGUCGAUGGAAAGACAACGAGAACAGGACACUCAACUAUCUCAAGGCUGUAAAUGUUGAUCGACUACUGUAUAACUUCAGAGCGACACAUAAGUUGUCGACCAACGGUGCGCAGCCGAACGGAGGAUGGGACGCCCCCAACUUCCCUUUCCGCUCGCACGCCCAAGGGCACUACCUUACCGCUUGGGUUCAUUGCUACGCAACUUUACGUGACAACGAGUGCAAGAACCGCGCUAGCUACUUCGUACAAGAACUAGCCAAAUGCCAGGCCAAUAAUGGUGCCGCUCAAUUCAGCACUGGGUAUCUAUCAGGCUUCCCAGAAUCAGAAUUCGUAGCGCUGGAGGCGGGCCAGUUGAAGGGUGGAAACGUCCCGUACUAUGCAGUACAUAAGACAAUGGCUGGUCUGCUCGAUGCCUGGAGGAUCAUCGGCGACACCAAAGCUCGCGAUGUCUUGCUGGCGCUUGCUGGCUGGGUCGAUGGACGCACCAAGAAAUUGAGCUCGUCUCAGAUGCAGACCAUGCUCGGGACGGAAUUUGGAGGCAUGAACGAUGUCCUGGCAGCCAUCUAUCAACUUACUGGAAACCAGCAGUGGCUCACUGUUGCCCAGCGCUUCGACCAUGCAAGCCAAUUCGAUCCUCUUGCAAACAAUCAAGAUCGCCUAAGCGGUAACCAUGCCAACACUCAAGUCCCUAAAUGGAUCGGUGCAGCCCGGGAAUACAAGUCUACUGGCACUAAACGCUAUCUUGACAUCGCGAAGAACGCUUGGGACUUCACCAUCAACGCUCACACAUAUGCCAUUGGCGGUAACAGCCAGGCCGAGCACUUCCGACCGCCGAACCAGAUCUCGAACUUCCUCACAAACGAUACAGCUGAGCAAUGCAACACAUACAACAUGCUGAAGCUUACAAGAGAUCUAUGGACUACAGACCCGUCAAGCACGAAGUACUUUGACUACUACGAGCGCGCAUUGAUCAAUCAUCUUCUUGGCGCACAGAACCCGACAGACAACCAUGGCCACAUCACUUACUUCACCCCGCUCAAGUCUGGUGGACGCCGCGGCAUCGGACCAGCAUGGGGCGGCGGCACCUGGAGUACCGACUACAACUCCUUCUGGUGUUGUCAGGGAACGGCAUUGGAGACCAAUACCAAGUUGAUGGACUCGAUCUACUUCUACGACAGCUCCGCACUCUAUGUGAACCUUUUUACACCUUCUACUUUAGACUGGAAGCAGCGCAGUGUCAAGAUCUCACAAGUGACCACAUUCCCUGCCAGCGACACAACCACGUUGACAGUCACCGGCACUGGCAACUGGGCGAUGAAGAUUCGCAUUCCGUCCUGGACUUCAGGCGCGACUAUCAGCAUCAACAGACAAGCGUCAGGGGUUGCCGCCAACCCUGGGAGCUAUGCUACGCUGUCUCGCGACUGGAAGUCUGGCGAUAUCGUCACUGUCAAGCUGCCGAUGAAGCUACGCACAGUGGCUGCGAACGACAACGCUAACAUCGCAGCUGUCGCGUUUGGUCCAGUUAUCUUAAGCGGCAACUAUGGGCAGCAAGCUCUCAACUCGAUGCCUUCUCUGGCACUGAACACUGUGCGUCGCACAAGCACCGACAGCCUCGCAUUCACGGCGACAGCAAAUGGCCAGGCUGUAAAUCUUGGUCCAUUUUACGACGCGCAUAACAUCAACUACAAUGUCUACUGGACUACCAGUGGAUCGUUCUCCAACUAG